This is a messenger RNA of Rhea pennata, 1944 nucleotides long. RefSeq names its product APC membrane recruitment protein 2 (gene AMER2). Gene Ontology annotation, biological process: regulation of canonical Wnt signaling pathway. Gene Ontology annotation, molecular function: phosphatidylinositol-4,5-bisphosphate binding; beta-catenin binding. Bases 1 to 1890 code for a protein of 629 amino acids. Gene Ontology annotation, cellular component: plasma membrane. The record is from RefSeq and is a predicted model, not a curated record. The transcript has a single exon. NCBI's taxonomy places the organism in Eukaryota, Metazoa, Chordata, Aves, Rheiformes, Rheidae.
AUGGACUCGCACUGUGAUUGUGCCGAGCCCCCGGCCGUGGAGCAGCCGUCGGGCAAGAUCAACAAAACCGCCUUCAAACUGUUCAAGAGGAGGAAAUCGGGCAGCCCCAUGCCGAGCAUCUUCGGGGUGAAAAACAAAGGUGGGGACGGGAAAGGCGCUGCCAAAACGGGGAUGGUGCGGAGUAAGACUCACGACGGAUUAGCCGACGCCGUGCUGGAGAGCAGCAAGAAGGAGGAACCGAGCGGCGGCGGCGAGCAGCAGAGCAAGGAUGCGAACCCCCGGGCGGCAGCCGGCCUCGGCGUCUCGUCCAGCAGCUCGGUGGCCAAGUCGCACAGCUUCUUCUCCCUGCUGAAGAAGAACGGGAGGUCGGACAACGGCAAGGGGGAGAGCGCCGAGCCGCGGGCCGGCGGCAGACAAAAGAAGGGGCUGAAAGGGAUCUUCAGCAGUAUGCGGUGGCAUAAAAAGGACAAAAACGGCAAGGAGGAAAGGGGGGAAAGCUCGGAAAUCCCAUCCGGUCUCAUUAUGCCGGGGUCGCUGACUGCCAGCUUGGAGUGCAUCAAAGAGGAGACCCCGAAACCUUUGCCUGAAACCCAGAACAGCGCCGGAGAAAUUUGCAUUGAACCAUCUGUCGAGAAACCCGGCGGAGACCCGCACGCCUCGGCCAAGGAGCCUGACGUGAGAGACGGGGAGCCGCAGGACAGCAGCCCCCCACCAGGGGAGGAUCCUCCUGCCGCUGCUACCCGACCCGAGGAGCUCUGCCCCGAGCGACCGGACCCGGGCGCGGGAGAGGUUGGGACUGCCAAGGACGCGGCCAUAACAGGUGACAUUCCAAUAAAGACUAUCCCCCUUGUUGAACCCGAGUGUGAUAGCGGUCAAGAGACGGCAGCAGCCCCUGACCCUUCCUCUGUUGAUCCACCCUCAGAGCAAUCGAUUGAUCGUAUUUGUUUGAUGUUUGCUGACGUGACUUCACUGAAAAGCUUUGACUCUCUUACAGGCUGCGGAGAUAUUAUUGCAGACCAGGAGGAGGAAGUGGGCAGCGGGAGUGGCGGCUGUGAGAAGAGCACCCCCGGGGCCAGCAAGCUGGGCGCCUCCAAGAAGCACCCCACCAUGGUGGCCUACCAAGGAGGAGGGGAGGAGAUGGCAACUCCGGACCAGGUGGAUGACACCUACCUUCAGGAGUUUUGGGAUAUGCUGUCACAGACAGAGGAACACGGCCCAGACACCCAGAUGGGAGGAGGAGGAGGAGGAGGUGGAGGAGGGACAAGGACGCCUGACGGUUUGAAGGAGACCCGAGGUACUGAGGGGGCCCAGAACAGGGUGGUGGUGAAACGCAGUGGUCUCAACCAAAUUCCCAUUCAUGUCAACCACAAAGAGGAGCAGAAGGGCAGGGAGAAGGAGCAGCAAGAAGGUGUCCCAAACAGCGACGAGGGCUACUGGGAUUCCACUACCCCCGGGCCCGAGGAAGACAGCACCACGAGCAUCCAGAAGGAGACGAUUCCCAGGGACAGCUACAGUGGGGAUGCUCUCUACGACCUCUAUGCCGAGCCAGAUGAGAACCCACCAGGGGGGCCUUCUGACGAAGAGGUCACCUGUGUGCAACGCUCCAAGCCCGUGUCGCCAAUAACCACCACAUGCUCACUGAAAACACCCUCAAGCGCCAUGAAGGACUCCAAGAUACCCAUCAGCAUCAAACACCUUGCGUCGCAUCCUGCCAGCCAUGCAACAGAUGCCAGCAACAGCCAUCACGUCGCUCACCAUCACCUGGCCAAAAGUGAGAUACACAGAACAAAAAUCCCUGUCUCUAAAGUACUGGUGCGCCGGGUCAGUAACAGGGGCUUAGCAGGGACAACAGUUAAAGCUGCCACAUACCAGGACAGUGCCAAAAAGUAGCUGAAUAUGAGCUGGAGACAAAGAUGGACAGCAAGUUUGGUGUGUGAAAGUCUG